Messenger RNA from Spinacia oleracea (spinach), 936 nucleotides. RefSeq lists its product as uncharacterized. The transcript is spliced from 2 exons. NCBI's taxonomy places the organism in Eukaryota, Viridiplantae, Streptophyta, Magnoliopsida, Caryophyllales, Amaranthaceae. The record is from RefSeq and is a predicted model, not a curated record. The coding region runs from base 1 to 936 and encodes 311 amino acids.
AUGCCCGAGGCGGUGGAUGGGAUCAGUACAUCAUAUCCAGCAAGGGGUCAUACCCACGAUCCUAGGAUACGCAUCCCCUUCUGCAUCAACAUCAUGUCUGCACCUAAAGAGCCCAAGGCGAAAGCUCCAAUCAUGGACGCUUACGAUGGUAAUUCUGAUCCUGACAUGCAUUGGGUAGCAUACCGGUAUCACAUAGACUCUUUUUUCCUCUCGAUUUAUGGCUCACAAAAAGAGAAAAAGACGAGUAUGCAUUUAGGACGCAUACAACAGGGGAAGGAAGAUUCAUUGAGAAGAUAUGUAAAGCAGUUCAAUAUGGAAGCUGGCCAAAUCCCAGACUUGUCAGAUGGAAUAGCCCUUGAUAACUUUGUGUGUGGGUUGAAGAAGGGAUCUUUAAAAUUUGACCUUAUAAAAAAGAGUGUGAAGACAAUGAUAGAUGUACUGGACGAAGCUGAAGCCUUCAUACAUGUUACAGAGAUAUGUAGUUUCCUAAACGAGUCGAAAUCUACCGAACCCAGUGGCCCCUCCAAAUUCAAGAGAAAUAACUCUACUGUUCGGGCUAGUGGUAUCUGGGCCGUAAAUGAUAAAACAUCAGGAGCACACAUGUUGAAGAGAGAACGUCCGGUGGCUGAUAAAACAUUUGAAUACAACAUAGAUCUUUGCACAAUCCUUAUGGAUGUGGGACCAAGGAUAGAGAUAGAGCGUCCUUUUCUAAUUAAGUCGUCUAUGGAGAAUCGAGAUUUCGGAUUAUUUUGCCAAUUUCAUAAUGACAUAGGUCAUGACACCAAAGACUGCCGAAAAUUAAAGAGAGCUUUGCAUGAUUUGGCAUCCAGAGGUUUUUUGAAACAAUAUCUCCGCAAGAUAGUUAGCAACAAUGCUAGAAGUCGCAAAGAGUCACCAACGCCUCUGUCUGAAGAUGAGGAUAUUCCAUCGGACUGA